Brassica oleracea var. oleracea is the source of this 841-nucleotide messenger RNA. RefSeq names its product profilin-1-like. The transcript has 5 exons. Bases 40 to 663 code for a protein of 207 amino acids. Lineage: Eukaryota; Viridiplantae; Streptophyta; Magnoliopsida; Brassicales; Brassicaceae. Gene Ontology annotation, cellular component: cell cortex. The record is from RefSeq and is a predicted model, not a curated record. Gene Ontology annotation, molecular function: actin monomer binding.
UAUGUUAAAUAAAUUUUCUCCAUUUUGCAUUAACAUUCUAUGAUUUUGACUUGCUUUCAUUUCUUUGGUUCUUCAGGUCUUUCUUCAACUCUAACUCUCUUGAUGUUCGAUUGUUCUGUUUAUGGUGUCUGGCUCGGUGGUGGCGUCGCUGCGACUUACUACUUAUUAUUCAGCACGUUGUGUAGCACAAACAUUUCAUUGUCUGCGCUCACGGAGUCUAACCGAGAGAGAGAAGUAGAGAAGUCUUUCACAAAGUCAUCGGAGAAGAUGUCGUGGCAAUCGUACGUUGACGACCACCUUAUGUGCGAUGUCGAAGGCAACCACCUCACCGCCGCCGCCAUUCUCGGUCAAGACGGCAGUGUCUGGGCUCAGAGCGCCGCUUUCCCUCAGUUGAAGACUGAAGAAAUCAAUGGGAUCACCAAGGACUUCGAGGAGCCUGGGUUUCUUGCCCCGACCGGUUUGUUUCUCGGUGGAGCUAAAUACAUGGUUAUUCAAGGUGAACCUGGAGCUGUCAUCCGAGGGAAGAAGGGACCUGGAGGAGUUACUAUCAAGAAGACGACUCAAGCCUUGGUCAUUGGUAUCUACGAGGAGCCUAUGACUGGAGGUCAAUGCAAUUUGGUUGUGGAGAGGCUCGGGGAUUACCUCAUCGAGUCUGAUCUCUAAAAAUUAUCUUUGUUGUUGGUCUUCUUGUUCCCGGGUUUGGGGUUUGUGCGCCUUGUAAUGGCAUUUGAUGAUAUUAUUUUUUCUUGCAUUUUUAUUUCUUUCAUAAUUUUUAUUCUUGGGUGGAUCUGUGGUUUGAAAUAUUUCUUGGCUUGGCAAACAUAUCAAAUUCAUCCUAAAA